UCUUCUUUCCUUUUCUGUUCUACAUACAUAAGAGGAGAGAGAAGCAAACGAUUGGCGUGGCGACGAGUAUCCAAAAGCUCCGACGAUUUAUUCCAGCCGCGAACCCCCAUCUCUUCUUUCCUUUGCUCGUGACCGCCGCGAGCUCAGCCGCCGAGAUACUCCGUGGUGCGGUCCUUUAGUGCAUAGAACAUACAACCUUGAGCUGUACUGCACAAAGCAUCAUGGCGAGAGCCUUGUCGAACCUACUACUCAAGGGCAUUACAGGGUCCCCAGCAGGAUGCUCUAAUAGAAUGCAGGUAUCUGGAUCAUUUAUUCAAAGAGGAAUGAGAUACUCCACAACUGUACCAAAUGACCCUGACACGCAUGAUGACUUCAAACCUACGGAUAAGUUUCAGGACUCUGCCACUUCUCUAAAGGAUGUCGUUGAACAGGAUGUCAAGGAAAAUCCUGUGAUGAUAUACAUGAAAGGGGUCCCUGAGUUUCCGCAGUGUGGGUUCAGCUCUCUAGCUGUAAGAGUAUUGAAACAUUACAAUGUUCCGUUAAGUGCUAGGAAUAUUUUGGAAAAUGCAGAGCUGAAAGGUGCUGUGAAAGCUUUCAGCCACUGGCCAACUUUCCCCCAGAUAUUCAUCAAGGGGGAGUUCAUUGGAGGUUCUGAUAUUAUUAUGAAUAUGCACCAGAGUGGAGAGCUGAAGGAGAAGCUCAAGGAUAUUGCUGCCAACCAGGACAAGUCUGCUUAAGCAAAUACAUGGCCGAGUAGAGAGAGAACAGAAAUUUUGGGGUUUGUGAGGUUCUCAUUCAACCAUGUUCUUCUUCCUGCUUUUCAUACUUCCUAUUUAGGUGCUUUGUGAUGACCAUUGAGAGCGUAACAAUGAACUUACGUUGAAUAAUUAUGUUCUUGUACCUGAUUUAUGCAUCAUAAUAAUGAAGCUUCUAUUGUGAUUCAUGUAUCAAA
Molecule: messenger RNA, 952 nt
Organism: Syzygium oleosum
Lineage: Eukaryota; Viridiplantae; Streptophyta; Magnoliopsida; Myrtales; Myrtaceae
Product: monothiol glutaredoxin-S15, mitochondrial
Exons: 7
Coding region: 222-737 (171 amino acids)
Source: RefSeq, a predicted model, not a curated record